Messenger RNA from Dipodomys ordii (Ord's kangaroo rat), 3611 nucleotides. It is a transcript of the gene Asic1, whose product is annotated as acid sensing (proton gated) ion channel 1. The coding region runs from base 21 to 1601 and encodes 526 amino acids. Lineage: Eukaryota; Metazoa; Chordata; Mammalia; Rodentia; Heteromyidae. Gene Ontology annotation, biological process: sodium ion transmembrane transport. Gene Ontology annotation, cellular component: membrane. The transcript is spliced from 11 exons. The record is from RefSeq and is a predicted model, not a curated record.
CCAGGAUCCCCUCGGCAAGGAUGGAACUGAAGGCCGAGGAGGAGGAAGUGGGUGGCGUCCAGCCCGUGAGCAUCCAGGCCUUUGCCAGCAGCUCUACCCUGCACGGCCUGGCCCACAUCUUCUCCUAUGAGAGGCUGUCUCUGAAGCGGGCCCUGUGGGCCCUGUGCUUUCUGGGCUCGCUGGCCGUGCUGCUGUGUGUGUGUACGGAGCGCGUGCAAUACUACUUCCACUACCAUCAUGUCACCAAGCUCGAUGAGGUGGCUGCCUCCCAGCUCACCUUCCCUGCCGUCACGCUGUGCAACCUCAAUGAGUUCCGCUUUAGCCAAGUCUCCAAGAAUGACCUGUACCAUGCUGGUGAGCUGCUGGCCCUGCUGAACAACAGGUAUGAGAUACCUGACACACAGAUGGCUGAUGAAAAGCAGCUGGAGAUAUUACAGGACAAGGCCAACUUCCGCAGCUUCAAACCCAAGCCUUUCAACAUGCGUGAGUUCUAUGACCGAGCUGGUCAUGACAUUCGUGACAUGCUGCUCUCCUGCCAUUUCCGAGGGGAAGUCUGCAGUGCUGAAGACUUCAAGGUGGUCUUCACACGGUAUGGAAAGUGCUACACAUUCAACUCAGGCCGAGAUGGGCGGCCUCGGCUGAAGACCAUGAAGGGUGGGACUGGCAAUGGGUUGGAGAUCAUGCUGGACAUCCAGCAGGAUGAGUACCUGCCCGUGUGGGGGGAGACUGACGAGACGUCCUUCGAAGCGGGCAUCAAAGUACAGAUCCACAGUCAAGAUGAACCUCCUUUUAUCGACCAGCUGGGCUUUGGUGUGGCCCCAGGCUUUCAAACCUUUGUGUCCUGCCAGGAGCAGCGGCUCAUCUACCUACCCCCGCCCUGGGGCACCUGCAAAGCUGUUACCAUGGACUCGGAUUUCUUCGACUCCUACAGCAUCACCGCCUGCCGCAUCGACUGUGAGACUCGGUACCUGGUGGAGAACUGCAACUGCCGGAUGGUGCACAUGCCAGGGGACGCCCCAUACUGCACUCCAGAGCAGUACAAAGAGUGUGCAGAUCCUGCCCUGGACUUCCUGGUGGAGAAGGACCAAGAAUACUGCGUGUGUGAAAUGCCUUGCAACCUGACCCGCUAUAGCAAGGAGCUGUCCAUGGUCAAGAUCCCCAGCAAAGCCUCCGCCAAGUACCUGGCCAAGAAGUUCAACAAGUCUGAGCAGUACAUAGGGGAGAACAUUCUGGUGCUGGAUAUUUUCUUUGAAGUCCUCAACUAUGAGACCAUUGAGCAGAAGAAAGCCUAUGAGAUUGCAGGGCUCCUGGGUGAUAUUGGGGGCCAGAUGGGGCUAUUCAUCGGAGCCAGUAUCCUCACUGUGCUGGAGCUCUUUGACUAUGCCUAUGAGGUAAUUAAGCACAAGCUGUGCAGAAGAGGCAAAUGCCAGAAAGAGGCCAAGAGGAGCAGCGCAGACAAAGGCGUGGCCCUCAGCCUGGAUGACGUCAAAAGACAUAACCCCUGCGAGAGCCUCCGGGGCCAUCCGGCCGGGAUGACGUAUGCUGCCAACAUCCUACCUCACCAUCCGGCCCGAGGCACAUUUGAGGACUUUACCUGCUGAGUCCCGCAGGCCACUGUACCAAAGGCCUAGGUGGGGAGGGCGAGGAGAGCAAAGGGGCCCCAACUGCCCCCCCACAUCUGCCCUGAGGACUCACCCAUACUCCUGGGCAGCCCUUUUCCUCUUGCCUGGGUGAGGAAGGAGUCUUGACCUUAGAAGACCUCUCCCUGCCUCUAUCUCAUUCUUUUUAUUUUAACAAAACUAAACUAAUCUUGAAAAAGAAAAAAGAGAGAGAGAGAGAAAACCUUGGCAAAGGACCUCAGGCUGCCCCUCCCUGCUCCAUGCUGCCACCCCUAGCUCCCAGCCUGAGUUCUGUCUGUCAUCUGAGUGUCCACCUACAUUCUGCUGCCACCAGUCACCAAAGUCCCCUCCCAGUGAGGGGUAGAGGGGAUCCCUGGGGCCUGGAAUUCAGGCCCCAAACCAGAGAAUGUACCUUAAGGGGGGGAGGGCUAUUGAGGGGGCUUCCCCAGCCUUAGGAGACCCUCUCAGACCAGUGACUUCCCCCCUCCCCCGUCCAUUACCCCCCCCCCAAGCUCAUCUCCAGGCAGAAAAAUAAAUCUCCAGUCCCGCUCCCUCACACUAUGUGAAGUUUCUGGGGGGAGGGGAGGGGUCAGGGAUCCCCUGAAGAAGUGGAGAAGAGAACAUGAUGUGGCUCCGGUGCUGAAGGCCACAUCCUAAAUCCCUAUGAGCUCUCCCCCACUCCAAAGCUGCUGGAGAGACUUCCUUCCCAGAGGCAGCCUUCCUCCACAUCCCAUAAAAGACCUGGCUGGUUAGCUUCCAGCUCAGGGAGAGGGGCACUGGUGCCUGACCUCACUGGCCUCCCUCCCAGAGGCCCUUGCAAAGGGCCACAUCCAUAAAUUUUCUUAUGGAACACUCCCAAGUCUUCUUCUCCAGCUUCAUUUGCUUCUUUCGACAACCUCAUCUGCAUUUUCUAUUUCUAUAUGAUACAGACUCUAUAUUGCUAUAUCUCUGUAUAUACUUUCCUCUAACCCUGUCUGUCUCCAUCCUUUUGUCUCAGAGAACCAUCUUCCCAGAUAUUCCCACCCUCCCCCUCCAAAAAGAAGUUCCUCCUUCUGUGUUUCUCCCCUGUUCCUGGUCUCUGAAUGCCUUCGCCUGUAUAAACAGUUGGACUCUCCCCUGGUGUCUGUACUGUGUACACACAUCCCUCUGAGAAGCACAAGGAGACGACACACGCAUUGUAACCUUCGCACUGUCUUGGUGGCGACAUAAAGGAAGCUGUGAAUCACAAGCUCUGCCUCUUUCUGGCCUCACCCUCUCCCCCCAAUCCCAGGUACCCUCUGCCCUCCCUGCAGCCUUAACAUUCCCUUCCCCUGCUCCUCCUAUCCCAAUGUCCUUUGCCUGGCUGACUGUGGUCUCCCCAAGAAAGAAGUGCUACAGAGGUAGCCCCACGUAGGGGGGUAGAGAAUUAUGCUGGACACUAAGUCAAGAGACAGAAGGGAGCUGCGGAUUGGUGACUCCCACAGCUAGGGCAGUGGGUGCCCACAGGAAGAAGUUGAGGUCUUCAGUCAGUGGCCUUUCCCUCCUUCUGGGUUCCCAGCCUCCCUUCCUCACCUGAUGUCCAACCAAGCCCACCUGGUGAGUCAGGGUUUGGUCAUGGGAGGAAAGAGGCAAGACCUAAAGGGGGAGUUGAAAGAUUUGCUGUUCUGUCUCCCUACAAGUAAGGGGUUGGGCCUGUCCCAACCCCUCCACCAGGCACUCCUCACAAGCCAGAGCCCUAACCCUUUUCCAGGCCUUCUCUGUCCAGCUGUCUCUUGGUGUACACUCCCAGAACAGUGCCUGUGGGCAGUUCAUCUGCAUUGGUCUGGAGCUGGAGAGUGAGACUAUAGGAUCUUUGAGAACUUCUUGAUUUCUAAAAGUUCCUUAGAAAACAGCCUUUCCAAAGGGAAGAAAGAGCAAGGCCAAAAGUGUGCACUAGAUGGGGGUCAGUAGGCAGGGCCCUGGGUGACGCAUGACUCUGGUCUAAUAAACUGGGUUUCAACCAUCUCCUCUUCA